AGCAAAUUUCUUAUUUAUGCAUGCCUGCUGCUUUUUUCCGUGUUGCUCUCUCUACGUCUGGAUGACAAAAUUCAAUGGAGUUACUGGGCUGUAUUUGCUCCAAUAUGGCUCUGGAAGUUGAUGGUGAUUGUUGGUGCCUCAGUGGGAACAGGAGUAUGGGCUCGAAACCCACAGUAUCGAGCAGAAGGAGAAACCUGUGUGGAGUUCAAAGCGAUGUUAAUUGCAGUAGGCAUCCACCUGCUGCUGCUGAUGUUUGAAGUGCUGGUGUGUGACAGGAUUGAGAGAGGAACCCAUUUCUGGCUUCUGGUCUUCAUGCCGUUGUUCUUUGUAUCUCCAGUGUCAGUUGCAGCUUGUGUGUGGGGAUUCCGACAUGACAGGUCUCUGGAGCUGGAAAUCUUGUGUUCAGUCAAUAUUCUACAGUUCAUAUUUAUUGCACUCAGACUAGAUGAGAUCAUCAGAUGGCCGUGGCUUGUUGUUUGUGUUCCACUGUGGAUCUUGAUGUCCUUUCUGUGUCUAGUAGUGCUCUAUUACAUUGUAUGGUCUGUUCUGUUCUUGCGCUCCAUGGAUGUGAUUGCUGAGCAAAGGAGGACGCACAUAACGAUGGCUGUCAGCUGGAUGACAAUUGUAGUUCCACUGCUCACAUUUGAGAUCUUAUUAGUACACAGACUGGAUGGGCAUAAUUCUUUUUCUUUUAUACCCAUAUUUGUUCCUCUCUGGCUGUCACUGAUAACUUUAAUGGCAACAACAUUUGGACAAAAAGGAGGAAAUCACUGGUGGUUUGGAAUUCGCAAAGACUUUUGCCAGUUCCUGCUUGAAAUUUUCCCAUUCUUACGGGAAUAUGGAAAUAUUUCUUAUGAUCUUCAUCAUGAAGAUAAUGAGGAAACAGAAGAAACACCACUGCCUGAACCACCAAAAAUUGCACCAAUGUUUCGAAAAAAGACUGGAGUGGUCAUUACACAGAGUCCAGGAAAAUAUGUGAUUCCACCUCCCAAGCUAAACAUUGAUAUGCCAGAUUAAGAUGACAGUAGCAUAUUAAACUGGAACUGGGAAUCAGCA
Leptosomus discolor (cuckoo roller) is the source of this 1056-nucleotide messenger RNA. NCBI's taxonomy places the organism in Eukaryota, Metazoa, Chordata, Aves, Leptosomiformes, Leptosomidae. The record is from RefSeq and is a predicted model, not a curated record.